AUGUUGUACCUGACCUCUGAUGACUUUCCAAUAUUUGUUCCUUUUGGUGUCAUUGGGUUCUACCGGUACCUAUGGUAUCUAAUUCGUCUGGCCGCUGCAGCGGCAUAUCGCCCAGUACCACUGCCCGAAAAUCCGACAUACAUUGCCUCUGAAGAUGUAACCAUCAUCGUGCCUACCAUCGACGCUGGCGAGGAAUUCAAGGAAGCCGCCAAUAGCUGGCUUGUUGGCAAACCCAAGGAAAUUCUCAUCAUUACAGAGGAAAAAAUGCUCGGUCCUUUGCAAGAUCUCGCAAACGAGGUUGACCCGGAGCGGAUACGAGUCCUCACCGUCCCCUACGCCAACAAGCGUCUACAAAUGAGCCACGGCAUCAAGAACACCACGACAGACAUCAUCGUCUUCGCUGACGACGACGCCAUUUGGCCCUCGACCAUGUUGCCUUACAUGCUGGCGUGUUUCGAAGAUCAGAAGGUCGGAGGUGUUGGUACCAGUCAGCGCGUGCAGUCGGUUGGAAGCCGCAUGACCGUUUGGGAGGUCCUCGCCGCUUUCCGUUUGACUAUCCGGAACAUCGAAAUUGCAUCCUCAACACACAUUGACGGCGGUAUACCCUGCCUUUCUGGACGUACGGCCGCAUACAGGACUGUCAUCCUCAAGGACCCCGAAUUUUUGUAUGGUUUCACACACGACUAUUGGUUAGGAAAAUAUCAGCUCAACUCCGGUGACGACAAGUUUUUGACUCGCUGGAUGGUGAGCCAUGGAUGGAGCACGUAUGUGCAAUGCUGCAAAGAAGCAGAACUUCUUUCGACUAUGAAACCCAAUUGGCGAUUCCUCAAACAGGUCCUCCGAUGGACCCGAAAUACCUGGCGAUCAGAUCUUCGCAGUCUCUUCAUGGAGAGACAUAUCUGGACGGCACAUCCCUACGUUGCUUAUACCAUGGUGGACAAACUCUUUAAUCCUCUCACGCUCCUCGUGGGCCCUUGUCUAGUGUCGUACCUGAUAUACAAGAGUACCAUUCCAAUCGACCAGGGCGGGUACCAUCUACGAUGGUGGAACAUCGUCUUGUCCUACUUUGUCUGGCUGUCGGCUACACGUACACUGAAGCUCAUGCCCCAUCUAUGGCAUCAACCCUCACACAUCAUCUAUGUCCCCGCAUUCAUUCUUUUCGGAUACUACUUUGCCAUCAUGAAAAUUUACGCCCUUUGCACAUUACACGAGACCGGUUGGGGUACUCGCGCAGGUAUCGGUGAUGCCUCCGCCGCCACCGCCGCCCUCGACGCGCAAGACAAACUACAGCAAGACGAGAAGCACAACCUCAACAACAACCCCUACCAGCAGCACCACCCACCAUACAGCGCAACGACGCCGAACGAGCACUCGCCCUUCCGGGACCACGAGGACCCCAGUCCGUCGCCGUACCGCGACUAUCCCUCCACACCGAACACUGGCGGCAACACCGCGACACCGGUGUAUGCCUCACGCAAUACGAGUCGUAAAGCCAGUACUGGCGGUGGACAGCGGCGGAGAGGUGGCGAUGACGGCGACGAUGUUGAGCUGCAGGUUGGGUAUGCGAAGUGA
Psilocybe cubensis is the source of this 1572-nucleotide messenger RNA. RefSeq lists its product as uncharacterized. The coding region runs from base 1 to 1572 and encodes 523 amino acids. NCBI's taxonomy places the organism in Eukaryota, Fungi, Basidiomycota, Agaricomycetes, Agaricales, Agrocybaceae. The transcript is spliced from 6 exons. The record is from RefSeq and is a predicted model, not a curated record.